AUGAAGAACAUCAUCUCCUCACCAGUCGAGGUACCACUACUACUACCCAAGCACAAUACAAACCCAGCCACCCGACCACAGACAAGCCAAACAACAAGGAUCCUACUCCUCCUGCUCAUCGCCAUCUCAUCAUCCCUCAUCUGGCUGAGACCCACAAAGCCUUAUCCUUCAGCUUCCAACUCAUCCGCUUUCAAGCAUCCUCACGAGCGUAACCCCUCUUAUCUGGUCUCUGGAAAAAAUGGCGUCGUGGCUAGUGAGGAGGCUCGAUGUUCUACCAUUGGUAUCGAUGUUUUGAAGGACAAUGGUACUGCAACCGACGCAGCCAUAGCCACCGCACUCUGUGUUGGUGUCGUCAACUCCUUCUCCUCUGGUAUCGGGGGUGGUGGAUUUAUGGUCAUCAAACCACCAACUGGAUGUUCAACCAAGCCCUGUUCAUCUCGAACCCCAAUUUCGAUCAACUUCAGAGAAACCGUACCGGAUGGCGAUUACUACCAGGCCGAGUUCUACAAGGAUCCAUCAAAGAGUCGGACGGGCGGUCUGUCGAUCGGGAUACCCGGUGAACUGGCCGGAUUCCAAGCCGCUUAUCAACGUUUUGGCGGUGGGGUCAGUUGGCAGAGGAUCUUCCAGCCUUCGAUCGAUCUCGCCAAGAACUUCUCAGUCGGCCCAGCCUUGGCUGUUGUCCUCUCAGACCCCCGGAUCCAUCCCUGGAUGAAGACCAAAACUGAAUGGCAAUCAGUCUUCCAACCCAACCAUCGGAUAGCUCAACUGGGUGAUUGGAUCCAAAGGCCUAAUUAUGCACGUACACUUCAAAUCAUUGCUGAUCAUGGUAUCUAUCCAUUCUAUCAUGGAUCGAUUGCCCAACAGUUGGUCGACACCAUCAAUCGCCACGGCGGUAGGGUCUCCCUGGCCGACUUUCAAACCUAUCAACCGAUCAUCGAACAAGCUAUCAACACAACCUAUCAUAAUUAUAAUAUCUGGACGACCGGCCCACCCUCCUCAGGUGCGAUCCUUUUACAUGCGAUGAACAUCCUUGAACGAUACUCUUUACACGACCAUCCUCGGACUCCAUUGGCCGAACAUCGGUUUGUUGAAUCCCUCAAAUACGCCUUCUCAGCGCGUACCGAAUUAGGCGAUCCAAAAUUCAUGAACUCGAGUGAACUGGCUCGGAUGGAUCUGAUCGAAUCGAAACCCUACGGCUUGAAGACCUCACUGAAGAUCGACGACGAUCGGACGUAUGACUAUUCGCACUACAAGCCCAAGUACAGCAUUGUUGAAGACCAUGGGACGACCCAUCUGAGUGUGGUCGACCGGUUCGGCUCAGCCGUCUCGCUCACCUCGACCGUCAAUCUGUACUUCGGCUCGAACGUGAUGGAUCCAAUCAACGGAGUGAUCCUGAACGACGAGAACGAUGACUUCAGCAUCAAAGGUCGAUCGAAUGCCUUCGACCUCUACUCCUCCCCCUUGAACUAUCCUAUCACCGGCAAACGCCCCGUCAGCUCGAUGGCCCCGAUCAUCGUCGAUUACCUUCAUCCGCAACCUAGCAAUGGGUCGUUGGUAGAGCCCGAAUUCUUUUGCGCUCUCGGUGCGAGUGGCGGUAGUCGUAUCUUUAGUGCGAUCAUCGGGACUCUGUUGAAGUUGCUCUGGGGUUAUGACCUUUCGCAUGCGAUUGAAGACCCUAGACUCCAUCAUCAACUGUUGCCAAACGAAGUGUAUGUUGAAACCAGUUAUCGGUCCGAUUUCUUGGACUCUUUGAAGUCAAAAGGCCACAACAUCACCAUGAUUGACAUCUUUUAUGGCAAAGCAGCGAUCCAUGGGAUCCAUAAGCGGUUAUCAGAAGAUACUCUGUUCGGAUCUAGCGAUAGUCGAAAACACGGCGUGCCUGAUGCUUAUUAA
Molecule: messenger RNA, 1893 nt
Organism: Puccinia graminis f. sp. tritici CRL 75-36-700-3
Lineage: Eukaryota; Fungi; Basidiomycota; Pucciniomycetes; Pucciniales; Pucciniaceae
Product: gamma-glutamyltransferase
Exons: 5
Coding region: 1-1893 (630 amino acids)
Biological process (GO): glutathione catabolic process
Cellular component (GO): plasma membrane; fungal-type vacuole
Molecular function (GO): glutathione gamma-glutamate hydrolase
Source: RefSeq, a predicted model, not a curated record